AUGGAGCUCAUUAAAUUUGUUCAUCACUAUGAGAAAAAGAUUGAAGAGAAUCGUUUAGCAGAGUUGGAAGAUGACUACCGUUGCAAAAAUGGUGCACCACGUCCAAAAGUAUGGAGUAAAAUGUUAAGGAGUGCAGCCAAGGUUUAUACUAACAAAAUGUUUCAGCUUUUUGAAACAGAAUUCUAUGGCUGUAUGGGAGUUAGACUAAAAGAAGUUUCCAGCCGGGAUGGAGUUUAUAUAUAUCAAGCCAUUGAAGAUGGUCGUCAAAGUGUGCACAAGAUUGAAUAUAAUUCUACAUCCUUGAACAUUAAUUGUUCUUGUAAGUCAUUUGAGUCGCUUGGAAUCUUGUGUCGUCAUGCUUUGACGGUGUUUGAUAUGAAUAAUAUCACUACUUUACCCACUCAGUAUAUCUUGAAGAGGUGGACUAAAGAAGCAAAGAAAGGGAUUGUGGUUAGCAAUAAUACAUGUGGAGGAACAAGUGAGAAUUCAAAGUCUGCUAGAGGGUUGCGCCUUAGCGAAUUGAUGCAUGAAGGAAAUAGUGUGUAUGACAUAGCCUCACUGACCGGUUCAGGUACUGAAAUUGUCAAGGAUCUGUUAAAAGAGGCAAUGAAGCGCCUUGAAAAAGAUAAGGACACUAUCUACGUGUUGGAAAAUUUGAAGAAACUUGGUGACCAAUCUGACUCUGGCAUUCCUAGUAAUGAGAUACUAGUUUUGAAUCCACCAAGUGCAAAGACUAAAGGAAUGAAAAAUGCUAGAAUCAAAGACGUGAGGGAGAUAAACCAACGGAAGAAGAGAACAAAAGAACAAGAAAGCCAAGAAAACAAUGAUCCAAAAGCUCCAAAUCAUGUGUCUACAUCUAAUCAUCAGUUUGGUAUACUUAACACCUCAUUUUAUAAUCAGGUGCCGUAG
Messenger RNA from Rosa rugosa (rugosa rose), 909 nucleotides. Its product is annotated as protein FAR1-RELATED SEQUENCE 5-like. The transcript has 3 exons. Gene Ontology annotation, molecular function: zinc ion binding. Bases 1 to 909 code for a protein of 302 amino acids. Lineage: Eukaryota; Viridiplantae; Streptophyta; Magnoliopsida; Rosales; Rosaceae. The record is from RefSeq and is a predicted model, not a curated record. Gene Ontology annotation, biological process: regulation of DNA-templated transcription.